Messenger RNA from Syngnathus typhle (broad-nosed pipefish), 2368 nucleotides. It is a transcript of the gene ccdc14, whose product is annotated as coiled-coil domain containing 14. Bases 400 to 2091 code for a protein of 563 amino acids. The record is from RefSeq and is a predicted model, not a curated record. Gene Ontology annotation, biological process: protein localization to centrosome. The transcript has 11 exons. Lineage: Eukaryota; Metazoa; Chordata; Actinopteri; Syngnathiformes; Syngnathidae. Gene Ontology annotation, cellular component: centriolar satellite.
CAUCGUGUCUGCCAUUUUGGAUGUGGCAGACCUGUCCGAAGGAUCUGAACAUCAUAGAGUGAUAAACUAUCAAGUAUACCAAGUGAAUGAUCCUCAUUCAACCCAUACAGCAAUUAUAUUAAUGAUAAUAUUAAUAUUUCUUGUUCGUUUUAACGUCUGGCCCCACUAAAUACUAUCAAGUGAUCACAAAAAAAGCAUGGAUUGUAUAAAAACACCAUUUUAGGCAGUAUGAUGUUAAGGAUCUAAGUCAGAAAUGGUCAACUCCAGUCCACUCCUGUUCUAAGAACUUGCAAAGUGUUUCAAGAAAAUCCUUUAAAAGUGUCUCUCAAAUUUUCUGUGCUAUUUUUCUAUCAUUAAUAUAUUGGUCCAAACAUCUCUACAGUCAGUGCAGUGAUUGAAAUGUCAGUCUGGUCUGGUAGCAACUUCUGGAAGGGUAACAGGUGGCGGAGCCAAGAACCUAAUGACCAGAUUGCCAGUCUGCACUUAGGGCUGGAUCGCUGUGCUGUUUUGCUUUCUGGCAUGCUCCAGGUGGACAAGGAAGAGCCCUCGACAAAACCCAGCAAAGCGGUAAACGGUGGUGCUGCCAAACCAAAACCACCCACGGGACUGGGUAAAAAGAGUGGCAAGAAAUUUCCUCCAAUGACAGAACACCGUUCUAAACAGGUCCAAAAAGCAAAAUAUCCUCCAGCUUCACAACUGGGAGCGAAGAAGAAGGCGCCCCCCCCCGCCCGACAGUCUCACUUGCUUCCAUCACCGAAGGAGUCUCAUCCACUUCGACGGCCUGCCCCCAACCAGCCCUUGAACUCCGUCCUCCUGUCUGUGACCCAGUCUGAGUCUGUGACGCACUUCAUCCCCACUUCAAGCCAACGACCUCAUACUCAGACAGCCCACCAGACAGUUGGCAGCUACCACAGGGCCUCCUUUAAUGGCAAGGAUGUUGAUUCUGUGCCUGUGAAGGACACAGACAUCCUAAGUGAGACACACCAGAGUGUACCCAACUCUGACAAAAAGUUUGAGGCUGGUCAGCCUUAUGACACCCAUCUGGACGCACGUAGUGAGGAGGACAUUGGUCCAGGAAAACUAAGGACUGUUCAGUAUCUUCUGGGAGAGCUCAAGACAUUGAUAGCUGGAAAAGGCAGUAUUGCAGAGAAGCUGCUCAGUCAUCUGGAGUUGACAGUGUCCUCACCGCACUUGAACUCCAAAGGUUCAGACCCUGAGAAAUCUGCAGACCUCCAGGCCCUGCGCAACCUGAACGCUCAACUUCACGGACGAGUGGAGUUUCUGAACAAAGAAUUAAAGGAGAGAACGAGACAACUUAAUAUUGAAAGCCUUUGCCAAGUGGUUAGUGUGCCGGAGGAUCUUGCCGCCACUCAAUGCAGACUGCAGGAGGUUCAAGUUGUUCUCGCUGAAGUGCGGAAAUGUCUUCUGGACACGAAAAAACAGCUGCGCGAGAGUGAGGCAGAGAAUGCGCUGAUGAAAUCAGAGUUGGAGACCUUGAAAACCAAACUUGUCCAGAGUCAGCAGGAAAAGAACGAUCUAGCCAUACUUGCCCAGCAAAGAUUGGAACGAAUAGAAAAGCUCAAGCGGACUAUCAGGAGUGGGAACAUAUCGGAGUUUGACACAGUUGUUGACCUUGCAAUGUCUGAUGCAGCACUCAAGGAGCAAUAUGAUGACCCAAACGGCGCCACUGAACGCAUCACUAAAUACCUGAUGACUCUGGGCCAACCGGAGGCCUCGUACGUCAGUGAUAAUGUACACAUGGCUGCGGAAAAGGAAGAGAAAACGCCAGAUGAAGUGAGAAUGACCCAGCGAGAAACACCGCCAUCUCGUCCAAAUCAUUGUGACCAGACACACGGUGAAGGUUUAGCUGGAGUACAAUUUUCAGAGCAGCAGACGGAAAAAGAGCGUCAGAAAACGUUUGAUUCGUUCCUUUCUGAGGACAAAGUGGAUACUCUGACACCUGACUGCAGUAUGAGGUCAGUGUCGACCUUUGACACCAGAGAUGAGGCGGCGUUUCGAGAUGGAUUGGCAGCUUUGGAUGCCAGCAUAGCCAGUCUGCAGAAAACAAUCAAACGGGAUUUAUCGGGAUGAUUGUACCUCAAUGGCGUGGUUUACAAGCCUGGCCCAAGUCUCGAGUUCAGUUCUUACUCAGUGUUUGUGUGCAUGUGAGUACGAGUGGUUGUCUCUCUGUGAUUGACUCGCAAGCAGUCCAGGCUGUAGCUCGCCUGAUUUCAGCGGGGUUAGGCCCCAGGUGCCCACAACCCGAAUCAGGAUAGGUGGUAUGGACGGUGGAUGGGUUUGAAUUUGUUUUUAUCCGUUUUAACGACAUAUAAGAUUACUAAUAAAAAUGUGUUUGUGUCUAUGAGAA